Acanthocheilonema viteae is the source of this 750-nucleotide messenger RNA. The record is from the annotation of a GenBank genome assembly. NCBI's taxonomy places the organism in Eukaryota, Metazoa, Nematoda, Chromadorea, Rhabditida, Onchocercidae.
AUGGAAGGAAAGUUGGCAGCAACAGAGAAGAAGCUUCCUACAGUACCGGAAACGAUACUGAAACGAAGAAAGCGGCGUGCAGAGGAGAGAGCUAAAGCGAAUGUCAGAAAAGCCAAGUUUGCUUUGAGAGCGAAGAGGAAGAGGCUUGAGAUUUUCAAGCGCGCUGAAAAAUACAUAAAGGAACAUAGGCAGCGUGUGCGACAAGAAAUUCAAUUAAAGCGUGAAGCUAGAAAAGCAGGCAACUUUUAUGUUCCUGAUGAACCACGUCUUGCAUUUGUGGUCCGAAUCCGUGGUAUCAAUCAAAUGCACCCACGGCCGCGUAAAGUUCUUCAACUCUUCCGCUUACGACAAAUAAACAAUGGUGUUUUUAUCAAAUUGAACAAGGCUACACUGCAAAUGUUGCGUAUUGUGGAGCCCUACGUUGCGUGGGGAUAUCCGAGUAUAAAAACAGUUCAUGAUCUAAUUUAUAAACGUGGUUAUGCAAAAAUUAAUGGCCGACGUAUACCAAUCACGGACAAUUCUAUUGUGGAGGGUGCGCUUGGGAAAUGUGAUAUAAUUUGUAUGGAAGACCUUGUACAUCAUAUCUUCAAUGUGGGUCCCUAUUUCAAGCGUGCUACGAACUUCCUAUGGCCUUUCAAAUUGAAUAACCCGUCGGGUGGUUGGACGAAGAAAACAAAUCAUUUUGUUGAAGGUGGUGACUUUGGUAAUCGUGAAGAUCAGAUAAAUGCAUUGCUGAAGAAAAUGAUUUGA